GACCCCCCCGAGCCCAUGUCGGUGCCGCGGGAGGAGGCUCUGCCCGCCUGCUUCGCGGGGCUGGGCGCGGGCAGCCCGCGGCCGCGGCAGAAGCGCGGGGGGAUGUUCUGCAGCGUGGAGGAUGCCUUCGACAACAAGACUCUGGAUUUCCCCUCGCUCAGCUCCUCUGAGCCCGGGACACCCCCGGCUGGGCAACGCCGCGGCCCCGGCCCAGGCUCCGGUCCCGGCCCCGCUGUAGUUCCGCCGGCGGCGGUAGCUGUUGCCCGGGGAGAGCGGCCCGACGGCUGCCCGCAGAGUGACCAGCUCCUGAUUAAAGGAGGGAGAGUUGUCAACGAUGACCAGUCAUUUUAUGCAGACAUCUAUGUGGAAGAUGGGGUCAUAAAGCAAAUUGGGGAAAACCUGCUGGUUCCUGGUGGUGUCAAGACCAUUGAUGCCUACAGCCAGCUCGUCAUGCCCGGGGGGAUCGACGUCCACACCAGGCUGCAGAUGCCCAUCAUGGGGAUGACCUCAGCUGAUGACUUCUUCCAAGGCACAAAAGCAGCCCUGGCAGGAGGCACCACCAUGAUCAUUGACCACAUCUGCCCAGAUGCUGGGACCAGUCUCCUGGCUGCCUACGAGCAGUGGCGGGGGGUGGCUGACAGCCAGGCCUGCUGCGAUUACUCCCUGCACGUCGACAUCCCGCGCUGGCACGAGAGCCUGAAGGAGGAGCUGGAAGCCCUGGUGAAGGACAAGGGUGUGAACUCCUUCCUGGUUUUCAUGGCCUACAAAGACAAGCUUCAGUGCACAGAUGCCCAGCUGUAUGAAAUCUUCUGCAUCGCUCGAGAGCUGGGAGCCGUCGCCCAAGUGCACGCUGAGAACGGAGACAUCAUCGACGAGGAGCAGAAGAGGCUGCUGGAGCUUGGGAUAACUGGGCCAGAAGGGCAUGUCCUCAGCCGCCCUGAGGAGGUGGAAGCAGAAGCUGUGUACCGUGCCAUUACCAUCGCCAAGCAGGCCAACUGUCCCUUGUAUGUCACCAAAAUCAUGAGCAGAGGUGCAGCAGAUGUCCUAGCUCAGGCCAAGAGGAAAGGCGCGGUGGUGUACGGAGAGCCCAUCACCGCCAGCCUGGGCGCCGACGGCUCCCACUACUGGAGCAAGAACUGGGCCAAGGCAGCAGCCUUCGUCACCUCGCCCCCCGUCAGCCCGGACCCCGCCACGCCGGACCACCUCGCCUCCCUCCUGUCCUGCGGGGACCUGCAGGUCACUGGCAGCGCCCACUGCACCUUCACCACCGCCCAGAAGGCUGUGGGCAAGGACAACUUCACCCUCAUCCCUGAGGGCACCAACGGCGUGGAAGAGCGGAUGGCCAUCGUCUGGGAGAAGUGUGUGGUGCCUGGGAAGAUGGAUGAGAACGACUUUGUGGCAGUGACCAGUACCAACGCUGCCAAGAUCUUCAACUGCUACCCCAGGAAGGGGCGCGUGGCAGUGGGCUCCGACGCAGACCUGGUCUUGUGGAACCCCAAGGCGACGAAAAUCAUCUCAGCCAAAACCCACAACCUGAACGUGGAGUACAACAUAUUUGAAGGCACAGAGUGCCACGGAGCUCCUACUAUGGUCAUCAGCCAAGGAAGAGUUGUCCUGGAGGAUGGAAACCUGUGUGUCACCCAGGGGUCUGGCCGCUUCAUUCCUAGGAAGACGUUCCCAGAUUUUGUUUAUAAGAGGAUAAAGGCAAGAAACAGGCUGGCCGAGGUGCACGGCGUCCCCCGGGGGCUGUACGACGGCCCGGUCCACGAGGUGCUGGCGAGCGCCAAGGCGGUGGCCCCCAGCGCCGCCGCCCGCAUCGCUCCUUGCGCCGGCAAGGCUCCGGCGCCGCCCGUCCGCAACCUCCACCGCUCGGGCUUCAGCUUGUCCGGCUCGCAGGCAGAUGACCACAUUGCCAGGCGCACGGCGCAGAAGAUCAUGGCCCCGCCGGGUGGACGGUCCAACAUCACCUCGCUGUCCUGAUGGAGCAGCCUGGGGCCUGCGCUCCCCCCUGUGCCACCGUGGCUGUCCCCAGGGCCACCAACGCCACCACCGGCGCGCGGUCAGGUCCCGCCAGGGCCACUCCAGCCGAGCAGGGGCGGUGGGGUGAGGAAGCUGAGGAUGAACAGCGAGCCUUCGUCAGCUGCCCCAGCCCCUUCUUCUCGUAGGUAGAAAGUAGAGUAACCCCCGAGAGGUAGCACUCCCACCUCCAGCUCUCCCAGUUUGUGUUUCCAGUAGCUGCUUGGAAAGCCCUGACCCUGUGCAUGUGGCCACCUUGAUGUAACUGGGCAGCGAGCUCAGCCCUGGCUCGGGCUGGUGGACCAGACGUGAAGGCAGGGGCACUCUGGGUGGGACACAUCCUCCUGGCAGCACCCCAUGUCCUCCCUGGGGCAUGUCCUCCUCACAGGACUUGCUGCCUUGUCCAGCCCACAGACAUCUGACUCGUGGGCACUCCCAGGCUGUGAGGGCUGGGAGCUGCAUCUCCAGCAGCUCCAUCAUCCCCAGGCAGGUCUCCACCAUCUCACCAGGCCCCCUGGCUGUGCUCCAGCAGUGACCAUCACCGUGCCUGUGAGUGAGGAUGGCAGCGUGCCCACCUGUUCCUGCAGCAGUAACCAUCUUGGUGCAGGGCUGCAGUCCCCUGGCCCUGGUGGCUAUGCCAGCUCUGGAGUCUCUCCUGGGCUCGUUUUUUAAGGACAACUUCUAGCGCUCUGGGGGCCCAAGUGCACGUCCUGUAGCCAGCAGAGCAGCUCAGCUGGGACCCAGCUGUGCGUCAGCCUCCUGCACAGGUGGUCAAAAAGCCCCUUUCUGGUGGAGGUCUGAGCAGCACCGGUGCCCCUCUGCGCCACCUGGCCAUGCAUGUCCCGGCGGCAGCGGCUCGCCACGUGCUCUCUGUUCCUUGCUCUGAUUAAAGUGUGAUGGAAACCAGAAAAA
Messenger RNA from Pogoniulus pusillus (Red-fronted tinkerbird), 2928 nucleotides. It is a transcript of the gene DPYSL4, whose product is annotated as dihydropyrimidinase like 4. Gene Ontology annotation, molecular function: hydrolase activity, acting on carbon-nitrogen (but not peptide) bonds. Lineage: Eukaryota; Metazoa; Chordata; Aves; Piciformes; Lybiidae. Bases 16 to 1980 code for a protein of 654 amino acids. Gene Ontology annotation, cellular component: cytoplasm. The record is from RefSeq and is a predicted model, not a curated record. The transcript is spliced from 14 exons.